UUUCCCUUCCUCGACGACGACAACGUCCGACAUACCUUAAACAAUGUUCGAGGAAAUAUGCCUGGUCUGCGGCAAGCACCUGCAGGACGAUGGCAGAGCUUAUUGCAGCGACGACUGCCAGAACUCUGACCUCGCGUCCCCUUCUAUAUCCUCGUCCAGCAGCGCACUCUCGUCCCCACAGCUUGGCUAUGCUCAAGGCCCCGACGUCCCUGCACUCAGCUCCGCCCUCAGAAAGUCAUUGGGACGCGAUCCAUACUACCUUCCAUCUGCUUCAAAUCACUGGUCUCUUGUCGACGAGGACGAUGACCCCUAUGCCCGGGGAGAGUACGCCGUCCGUGCCGACUCUAUCUAUGAUGCAAGUUCAAAGUCGGCCAGCUACGUCUACGCCGUGAUGCCUUCCGCCCUCUCCUAUGCCCGUCGCCCGUCCGGCACCAACAAUUAUUCGACAGUACCCCAGGUUCACCAGCGCAACUCGUCCGCCUCUUCCCCCGCUCCCAUCAACCGCCGCACUGCCCGUGGCGCUCCCCGGAGUGCCCCUAAUUACUCUCACUCGUCCUCGACCGACGAGGAAGAUUUCUCGGACUAUUGCCGAGACGUCGCCGAUGAUGCAGACUCUGAAAGGGACAGCGCCUCUCGUUCAAGGCGUGCCCGCAACCGCACAAGUCUGCCUGCCUGCUUUUCUUUGCUGCAGAUCCAGUCGUCUGCCGCAUCCCCAAAAGAAGCCGUCAAGAUCUCACCCGUUUCAUCAUCUUCAGCCAGAACUAUUGCUCGCGCUUCUCCUCCCACACCCAAACACCCCAAAUCCGACACUUUGUCAAAAUGGCAGUUCCCCCGACCUCCUAAUCUCACCCAAGAUACCCCUCGAGGUCGUCGUCGCGACGCAGACCAUUCCACGUCCAGUCGUCGCUCGUCAGUUUCCCGCUCUCGCUCUCGCCAUGUGCGCAGGUUGGAAAGUCCGAGGCCUGUAGGCAAUGCUCAGCGCUCGCACCUUGAUGAUGUUGAACAGGUGUCUGACUGUCGACCUCGUGGUCGCACUUCUAUUCGCAGGGACAGUUCUCCUCCACCUCGAAUGCUCAUGGGUGCUGAGGAUCCCAGGGUCCUAGCAGCUCUUCGAGAUUCCCAAAGGUUCGAAAGGUCACAAUCGAACUCGAAAAGCCGAACAAGGCGCGGUCGUGUUGGCGUCGACGAACUCGGCGGCGUGGGCAGCUUUGCCCUUGCCCCAGGUUACGGCCACGGCAGGAGUGGACUCAUGGACCACGAGCGCUAUGCCGCCCACCGGGUGCCUCUAUGA
This is a messenger RNA of Coprinopsis cinerea okayama7#130, 1291 nucleotides long. RefSeq lists its product as hypothetical. The record is from RefSeq and is a predicted model, not a curated record. The coding region runs from base 44 to 1291 and encodes 415 amino acids. NCBI's taxonomy places the organism in Eukaryota, Fungi, Basidiomycota, Agaricomycetes, Agaricales, Psathyrellaceae. The transcript has 2 exons.